This is a messenger RNA of Scomber scombrus (Atlantic mackerel), 5443 nucleotides long. Its product is annotated as NACHT, LRR and PYD domains-containing protein 12-like. The record is from RefSeq and is a predicted model, not a curated record. NCBI's taxonomy places the organism in Eukaryota, Metazoa, Chordata, Actinopteri, Scombriformes, Scombridae. Gene Ontology annotation, molecular function: protein binding. The transcript is spliced from 12 exons. The coding region runs from base 203 to 4009 and encodes 1268 amino acids.
CAGGAAGACAUUCUCACAUAUAUCAGCUCAGCCAUUUCUCGCCACAAAAAAAGUGAGAAAACAUCUUUUCCUGGUCUUUUUCAGUCUGGAAAAAAUGAUUCAUGAUAAUAGUCCAAGCUGACCACAGCUGCCAUCCGCCUGGAAGAAUAAGCUACGCACUCUUCAGAGCCAACAUUAAAGCCAACGGGUGCAAGAAGAAACCAUGGCAACGCCCACAGAGCUGCUUGGAACUUUGGAAUAUUUGGCAGAUGAAGAGUUUAAAAAGUUCAAAUGGUUCUUGCAGCAGGCUGAUGUCUUGGAAGGCUUCCCAGCUAUCCAAAAGAGCCAGCUGGAGAACGCAGACAGGUUGGACACGGUUGAUCAGAUCAUAGAUACCUACAACAAAAAUGCAGUGGAGGUGACCAUACUGGUUUUGAAGAGAAUGAAAAAAAAUGGCUUGGUGCAGCAUUUAUUAAACAUCAACUCAACACCCAAAGAGACACUCACGGAUUGCCAACGUAAACUAAAAUCCAACCUCAGAAGGAAGUUUCAACUUCCACUUCAGCAAGCCACACAAUCUGGAAAGCAGAUAUGGAUGAAUGAGCUAAACAAUGACCUUCAUAUAAUGGAGGGAAAGUCUCAAAAGGUUGACAUGAAACAGGAUUUCAGCCAAACUGCAACAACAUCCAGCAAAACAGCCAAUCUGGAGCAGACUAUCCAUAUAGAAGACAUCUUUAAACCUUGCCCUGGUCAAGAUGAAUCAGUCAGAACAUUAAUGACAAAAGGAGUGUCUGGUAUUGGGAAAACUAUCUUGACACAGAAGUUUGCUCGGGAUUGGGCUGAAGACAAGGUGGACAGCGAUAUCGAGUUCCUCUUUCCAUUCACUUUCCGAGAGUUGAAUUUACUUAAAGACAAAAAAUUCAGCUGGGUGGAACUUCUCCAUCACUUCUUUGCUGAUACCAAAGAAGUGGGAACCUUUGAUAAACUCCAGAUUGCAUUCAUAUUUGAUGGUCUGGAUGAGUUUCAACUUCCUCUUGACUUUCACAACAACGAGAUCCUGACAGACAUUAAUGAGUCAGCCCCAGUGGAUGUGCUGCUAACAAAUCUCAUCAUGGGGAAGUUGUUUCCUUCUGCUUGUCUCUGGAUAACCACAACACCUGAGGCAGCCAAACAAAUCCCUCCAGAGUACAUUCACAUGGUGACAGAGAUGAGGGGGUUCACAGAUGCAGAGAAGGAGGAGUACUUCAGGAGGAGAUUCAGACAUAAAGAGAUGGCCAGCAAAAUCAUCACCCAGAUCAGGGCCUCACAAAGCCUGCACACCAUGUGCCGCAUCCCAGUUUUCUGCUGGAUUACUGCAUCAGUUUUGGAGAGCAUGUUGAAAACCAGUGACAAAGGGAAGCUUCCCAAGACCCUGACUGAGAUGUACACACACCUCUUGGUUGUUCAGUCCAAACAGGCAAAUGUUAAAUACCAUGAAGGAGCUGAAACAGAUCCACCUUGGACCACCAAGACCAGCAAGAUGAUUGUCGCAUUGGGAAAACUGGCUUUUGAGCAGUUUCAGAAAGGCAACUUAAUCUUCCGUGAAGCAGAUCUUCUAGAUUGUGGUAUUAACAUCAGAGAUGCCUCAGAAUAUGCCGAAGUUUUCACACAGAUCUUUAAAAAAGAGCGUGGGCUAAAUCAGGACCAAAGUUUCUGCUUUGUCCAUUCAAGCUGCCAAAUGUUUAUGGCUGCUGUUUAUGUCUUCGUGUCAUUCAUCAACUCUGGUGUCAACCUUUUGUUGGAGGAAAAAUCAACCUCUCUUAUCACAGACAGAUCUGCAGUACACCAUCUCUACCAGAGUGCAGUCGACAAGGCUUUACAGAGUCCUGAUGAACACUUGGACUUGUUCUUUCGCUUCCUCGUGGGCCUCUCACUGCAGACCAAUCAAACACUCCUUCAAGACCUAUUGAAACAAUUGGGAAGUAGCCUACAAAGCAUUCAGGAAACAGUCCGGUACAUCAAAAUGAAGAUCAAGGAGAAUCCCUCUCCAGAGAGAUGCUUUAAUCUGUUUCACUGUCUGAAUGAGAUGAAGGAUGAUUCUCUAGUGGAGGAGAUCCAACAGUACCUGAGUUCAAGAAGUAUGUCCACAUACAAACUCUCUCCUACUCAAUGGUCAGAUCUGGUUUUCAUCCUACUAUCAUCAGAGAGUGAGUUGGACGUGUUUGACCUGAAGAAAUUCUCAGCUUCAGAGGAAAGUCUUCUGAGGUUGCUACCAGUGGUUCAAGCCUCCAGUCUAUCUCUGUUAAUUGGCUGUAUGCUGUCUGAGAAAAGCUGUAAAGCUCUGGCUUCAGUUUUCAGUUCCUUGACCUCUAAUCUGAGAGAGCUGGACCUGAGUUACAACAGUCAGAAAAUUACAGGAGUCCGGGAGCUUGUAGGUGGUUUGAAGAAUCCACAAUGUAGACUGAAAACUCUCAAGCUGAUUGGCUGUGGUCUUUCAUCUGCUAGCUGUGAAGCUUUGUCUUCAGCCCUCAGUUCCCAGUCCUCCAGUCUUACAGAGCUGGAUUUGAGUAUCAAUGACCUGGAGGACACAGGAGUGAUACGGCUCUCUGCUGGAUUGCAGGGUCCAUACUGCAGACUUGAAACUCUCAGGUUGAUUAGUUGUGGGCUGACGUGGAAAGGCUGUGAUGCUGUGGCCUUUUUUGUUAGUUCCCCAUCCUCCUGUCUGAGACAGCUUGACCUGUGUAUGAAUAACCUAGAGGAUUCUGGAGUGAUGGUGUUCAGUGCUGGACUGGAGAGUCCUCACUGUAAACUUGAAACUCUCAGAGUACGUAGUUGUUAUCUGUUGGAAAAAAGCUGUGAGACUCUGGCCCCAGUUCUCUCUUCCCAGACCUCCAGCUUGAGAGAGCUGGACUUGAGUAACAACUAUUUGCAAGAUUCAGGGGUGAAGUUCCUCUCUACUGGACUGAGCAGUCCACAUUGUAACCUGGAAGCUCUCAGGCUGAGUGGCUGUAAGCUGUCAGAGAAAAGCUGUGAGGCUCUGACCCCAGUUCUCAGCUCCCAGACCUCUAGUCUGGGAGAGCUUGACCUGAGUAACAACGACGUGCAGGAUUCAGGCGUGAAGCUGCUCUCUGCCGGACUUGAGAGUACUAAAUGCAGACUGGAGACCCUCAGGUUGUCAGGAUGUCAGGUCACAGGGGAAGGCUGUGGUUCUUUGGUCUCAGCUCUGAGCUCCAACCCCUCCCAUCUGAGAGAGCUGGACCUGAGCUACAAUCAUCCAGGAGACUCGGGAGUGACCCUGCUUUCUGCUGGACUGGAGGAUCCACAGUGGAGAUUGGACACUCUCAGAGUGGACCAUGGUGGAGAGCAGAGGUUAAAAUCUAAUCUGUGGAAGUAUGCCUGUGAACUCACACUGGACCCAAACACAGCUCACAGAAAACUCAUCUUGUCUGAGAACAACAGACAGGUGAAAUUUGUGAGUGAGGAACAGCCAUAUCGCUAUCACCCAGAGAGAUUUGAUUCCCUCACACAGCUGCUCUGUAGUAAUGGUCUGACUGGUCGCUGUUACUGGGAAUUUCAGAGGAAUGCUGAAUUCUAUGUGGCAGUGGCUUACCGAGGAAUAACCAGAAGAGGAAAUGGUAAUGAGUGCAGGUUUGGUGGAAAUGACAAGUCUUGGAGUCUAUACUACUAUCAGGGGGCAUAUCGUGCUUGGCAUAAUAACACAGAAACAAUGAUAUGUACCCCUAAAAACAGCACCAAGAGAGUGGCGGUGUAUCUGGACUGGUCAGCUGGCACUGUGUCCUUUUACAGCGUCUCAUCUGACACACUGAUUCACCUCUACACCUUCUACUCCCAAUUCACUGAACCCCUCUACCCUGGCUUUGGCUUUGAGAUUAGGCCUGCACCUGGUCUGACAAUUUACUGUAUUGGUUCCACAGUGUCUCUGCAUCAGCUAGAUGAGGAACAGCUUCAGAUGGAAGUUGGAGUUGGGAAUGAUGUCUUACAAAGGGGUAUAUCGUUCGAGUGUAGAAGUUCUAGCCAGGUUACCCACUGAUAGCAAUACCAGUUGAUAAAAAUGCAUUUUGCUGUAUUUUGCUCAUACUGUACAAACACUGUAGCAACAUGUCCACAGAUAGACACAAACCUAUAGGACUGUGACAUUAUAUGGUAGAGCCUUGAGUAUCUAUGAUCAGUAAUAUUAAGGAGAUCUCUUAAACUAAAUAGGAAUAAAAUUAUACAGUAGCUGUGCUGAUAUCAGUGGAGAGAUUUGAUGCUGAACAAUGAAUCAAUUGAUGUGCACUGUGUUCAAGUGCACAUGCAUUCUUGUGCAUUAGCAAGUUAGUAAGUUUGUAUAUACUAUGGUUAAUACUAUGAUAUAAAUAGCACCAAAAAUAUUUUGUUUUUGUUUCUCUGCAUUUAUUUUCUUGUUUUGUUUUUUAAUUGUGUGCUGAUGCCAGAGACAGCAAUGAUGUUCCUAACUAAAUUCAUGAAUACAUUUUAAAGAAUUGAAAAUUGAAUGAAAAAACUAUUCCUGACAUCACUAUGCCCCCUCAACUCUAACUCUGAAACUAUUACAGGUCUGUGGUCCACUCUCUCUCUUAUUUCUGAUUCUUUUAAAUAUUUUACAUUUUUAAUUACAAAAUCUGUAGAGUUUACAAUGAGCUUACUUUAUCUAGCGUACUCACUACCUUCAUAUCGCUGGCUCUGACUAUGUUGCUGCCCUGGGCAACAUCUUUGCAGGCCCCAAAAAAGUGUAACAAUAGUACCUCUAGUCCUAGAACUUCAAAUAUAAAUUAAUGGACAGGCCCUCGCCCCCCCACGCACUGCCCCAAAACAGCGAAAAGUGCUGUACGUGCAUGUGGGUGCAUGCUGCAGUUGCAGGGCAGACACAGCGGGCACGUAGACUUCUUGGCACCCAGGUUUUUAUUGAACUUUGUGUGAUGGGGCUAACUCACACUGCCUGUGUCCACUAUGUGGCACUAGAGAUCACCCACCAAUUAUAUGUCAUGUUGUAGUGUGUGAUGUGGAGAACACAACCUGUAAAUUUCAUAACAUUUGGAUAAUGUUUGUCAUAUGAGGCUGACUUCCUGUGUCCAGUAGGUGGUAAUAUUGCCUUUGGUAAAAGUGAAUGCGGAGAAAAUAAAGAUGAAACACAUUAAAGGGCUGGCUCAUAUUUUCCUAGCUCAAUAGGGAAACACUGUCCGAGGAAACCCAAAGAAGGAAUUUGAUGCUAAAAAGACUGUUAAUGACUGUAAAUAAUGAAGAUAUUAAUUUGAUAUGACUCAGAAUGCUGAAACCUCAUAUAAGCUUCACAUCUACUUUUAAAUGACUGUGUGGACACACUGUGGAUUUUGCCCCCCAUCACCUACACUGAAUGUACAUUUGAAGGAGAUUUUUUAAUAGUCAGUAUGAACAAGAGGAAUGAUUACAGAGAACACCUCUUUUACUGUGGUAUGUCAAAAUUAAUUCGAAGUAUAUUGAAAGAUUG